This is a messenger RNA of Nicotiana attenuata, 936 nucleotides long. RefSeq names its product probable ubiquitin-conjugating enzyme E2 24. The transcript has a single exon. Gene Ontology annotation, molecular function: ubiquitin conjugating enzyme activity. The record is from RefSeq and is a predicted model, not a curated record. The coding region runs from base 1 to 936 and encodes 311 amino acids. Lineage: Eukaryota; Viridiplantae; Streptophyta; Magnoliopsida; Solanales; Solanaceae.
AUGGAUAAGGCGAACAAGUCUUAUGGGGAAAUAGAAGAGAUUUUAGAUGACGUUGAGCAGAGGUUUAAGCAGAUCAAGAAAUUUGACUUACUUCCUCAUCCUCCCUAUGAUCACCACUUUUUAACGUAUGACAGAAAUUUCAAGAACAUGGUAUCGGGAAGCACCUUUCACCAAAGGAUCGAAAACGAAUGGUUUUCGUUGGAGAACAAACUUCCAAGUUCCGUUCUUGUUAGGUCUUAUGAGAAGAGGAUUGAUCUUAUGAGAGCAGUCUUAGUUGGUCCACCCGAUACCCCUUAUGCCCAUGGCCUCUUCUUCUUCGACAUACUUUUUCCAAGAAAUUACCCCAAUUGUCCUCCAAGGAUUCACUACCAUUCUUAUGACCUUGACUUGAAUCCAUAUUUGGAUCCCAAGGGCAAGGUUUCCCUUAGCCUCUUGGAAUAUGGGAUCUCCGUGAGUAACUGGUACUGCGGUGUUCAAGACAAGUGGAAUCCACCAAAGUCAGACAUAUUGCAAGUGCUCACAGCUAUUCAAACUUCAGUCUUGAGUGCCAACCUCUUAAAUCCUGGUGGUAGAGAAGGUUUGCGAGAAUCCAACAACCUAGAAUGGCUCAAAUACAAGAAAGCCUUAACCUUGACAUGCAAGGGCAUGCUUUAUAUGCUGAGGGAACCCCCCUUGAACUUCCAAGAUUUUGUAGAGGGAUACUUUAGGACAAGAGGUCACUACAUUCUGUUGAACUACAAGAAGCAAAUGGAUGGCAGUGACUUCAUGCAUAAACUUUUCCUUGACCUCUACAGGGCAUUUGAACAGAAUGGAACCUAUUGCAAGCAUCAUCUUUCGGAAGUACUUCAAGGAGCGCACCUGCCUGAAAAGGAAAAGACCAACAAGAAAGGGUUUGUUAAGAAUGUUGCAACCAUAUUGAGUGACUUCCUAAACUGA